Vigna angularis (adzuki bean) is the source of this 2563-nucleotide messenger RNA. RefSeq names its product heterogeneous nuclear ribonucleoprotein Q. The transcript has 9 exons. Gene Ontology annotation, cellular component: nucleus. NCBI's taxonomy places the organism in Eukaryota, Viridiplantae, Streptophyta, Magnoliopsida, Fabales, Fabaceae. The record is from RefSeq and is a predicted model, not a curated record. Gene Ontology annotation, molecular function: mRNA binding. Bases 852 to 2321 code for a protein of 489 amino acids.
UCUCUCCUCUCGCUCUGGUUUUCUAAUACACAAAUUGACACUGUUUUACAUAUAUAGUUUCAUAUUCUUGCGAAUGGAUACACGAAUGAUGUUCCAUUAGUUUCUUUGACAAUCCAUGAGAUUAGCAUGGCUAUUCUACUAGCAACUUGUUCAAUGAGAAUCACUUGGUAGAUUUUUAGAUAACACAUUAUCAUGUUCACAAUGAAAACUCUAUGGUUCUUAGGGAGUAGUAACAUUGCUUUUAUAUGUCAAAAUAACUGAGAUAAUAUGCCUCGUCUUAGACUCCCAUUAAACCUAGUUUAGUAGGGAGGGCAUUGGAGCAGAAUGUGAUGUUCUUUACUUUUAAUUGCUCUCUCACCCUCGGUUAUGUAAACUUUUAUGUUUAUUAUAUUUGUUGUUCAGAUUCUUAUUUCUUACUUUUGUUCCUUUCCCACUCUGUUCUGUGUGCAUUGUUCUCCAACAAAUAGUUAAACAAUUAACUGGCCUCUAUUUUUCCGGGCAACUCUUGGCAUCUAAGUAUGGAGAAAUUCUGACAUUCAUUUCCCCAUAGAUGUUUUUUUUUUCUUUGAUUGCCCUUUUGAGCAUUGCUAUCUUCUUGAUUUUUAGUUGAGAGUUCUCUCUUGGCUGUCUCUGUUACUUUUGUUGCAAUGUUACAAUGAUCCCUAGAUUAAAUCAACCAUAUCACUACUCCUUAGUCCACACCCCAUGGAACAGUUUCAAUCAAAAUUCUUUCUCUGCUAUUCCAAUUGGCCUCUCAUAUUGUUUCCACCUUACCAUAUUUGCAAUCUCUCUUCAAUACUUCUGGCGUAUGUGCUUCCUUCACAGUUCCCCUGCGAGUUUGCUUUUUCUAGAUGAAAAAAAUGCCUGGGACAGGACAUAAAGAUGUAUUGGUCAAAAUUCCAGAGUCACCAGAGGGGAACAGUGAGCCUGAGAAACCUACAGAUUCUGAUGAGCAAGUAGACUUUGACGGGGAAAAUGAUCAAGAGGAGACAAUGGAGGAAGAAGAAGUUGAGUAUGAAGAGGUAGAGGAGGAGGAAGAAGUAGAAGUGGAAGAAGAAGAAGAGGAGGUGGAGGAGGAGGAAGGGGAGGAGGAAGAAGUAGAAGAGACUAAGCCUUCAGAUGUUAAAGAUGAGACAGGAGUGACAGACACUGAAGAUGAGAAAAAGAAACAUGCUGAGCUUCUUGCACUUCCACCUCAUGGGUCCGAGGUUUACAUUGGGGGCAUUCCUCAAAAAGUUUCUGAAGAAGAUUUGAGCGUAUUUUGUCAAUCUGUGGGAGAAGUUUCAGCGGUUAGGAUAAUGAAGGGCAAAGAAUCAGGUGAAGCAAAAGGAUACGCUUUUGUGACCUUCAAGACAAAGGAAUUGGCAUCUAAGGCUAUUAAGGAGCUGAACAACACUGAACUUAAGGGAAAAAAAAUAAAGUGCUCAACAUCUCAAGCUAAGCACAGGUUGUUCAUUGGUAAUGUUCCCAGAAAUUGGACUGAAGAAAAUAUGAACAAAGUUGUUUCAGAGAUUGGCCCUGGAGUCAUUUCUGUGGAACUAUUGAAGGACCCACAGGUUUCUGGCCGUAACCGGGGAUUUGCUUUUAUUGAGUAUUACAACAAUGCUUGUGCAGAAUAUUCAAGGCAGAAAAUGUCAAACUCAGACUUUAAACUUGGCAGUAAUGCUCCAACAGUUAGCUGGGCCGAUCCAAGGAAUUAUGAAUCAUCUGCAAACUCUCAGGUAAAAGCAUUGUAUGUAAAGAACCUUCCAGGAAACAUUACUCAGGAUCGUCUUAAGGAGCUGUUUGAACAUCAUGGAAAAAUCACAAAAGUGGUUGUCCCUUCUGCUAAAGCUGGCCAAGAAAAGAGCAGAUAUGGUUUUGUUCACUUUGCUGAAAGAUCAAGUGCCAUGAAGGCAUUGAAGAACACAGAGAAAUAUGAAAUUGAUGGACAAACAUUGGAGUGUUCAUUAGCAAAGCCACAAGCAGAUCAGAAGUCAUCUGGGGCAGCUAAUCAACAGAAGUCAGCUAUACUUCCCACUUAUCCACCUCAUCUUGGUUAUGGUAUGGUUGGUGGUGCAAUAGGUGCAGGAUAUGGUGCUGCUGGCUUUGCGCAACCACUAAUGUAUGGUCCUGGACCAACCCCUCCUGGUAUGACAAUGAUGCCGAUGCUUUUACCUGAUGGAAGGAUUGGAUAUGUAUUACAACAACCAGGGUUUCAACAGCAUGCCCCGGUGCUGGAAUCCCAACAUAGGAGGAGGGGCAGCGGUAGUUCAAGUGGUGGGAAACGUAGUAAUGAUAAUAACAGCAAUAGUGGGCGUGGCCGAUAUCAUCCCUACUAAAUGGGCUUUAAGGAGCUAGGAAAUUGAGAUGCACCCGAGGCUUUAAUUGUUGUGAAUGGAGUUGUUACAAUUUUUGUACCAGUACUACAUAUUUGUAAAGGCAUUUACGUAUAAUUUUAUCUCUUUUUUACACUUUUUGGUUCUCAAAUUCCUAAAUAGGCAACAGUGAUCUGAAAAACAUGACAAAUGUUACUAGAUUCCCGAAAGUUUAUGAAUAUGCCUUGUGAUCUCUCUCUCAUACA